Triplophysa rosa is the source of this 1103-nucleotide messenger RNA. RefSeq names its product protein DGCR6-like. Bases 11 to 721 code for a protein of 236 amino acids. NCBI's taxonomy places the organism in Eukaryota, Metazoa, Chordata, Actinopteri, Cypriniformes, Nemacheilidae. The record is from RefSeq and is a predicted model, not a curated record. The transcript has 6 exons.
CCCCAGACGCAUGCGCAGAACCUGCUCGUGUUUGAAAACAAUCGCACUACAUGUGUGUUCAUAUUUAAACUUGACACACCACAUACAUUCUCUUUCAAACGUUAGAAAGAUAAUAGAUUCUGAAUGGGGGAUGGACACAUACAGUUUGAGUGAUGAUCAGUCUGAUGCCGCUAGACAACAGGAGAGACAUUAUUACCUGCUGUCAGAACUUCAGACACUGGUGAAGGACCUUUCCAGCUCAUUUCAGCAGCGCCUGUCGUAUACGACGCUCAGCGAUCUUGCUCAGGCUCUCAUCGACGGGACGGUGUAUGAAAUAGUUCAAGGACUGUUGGAUAUUCAACACCUGACAGAGAAAAACCUCUACAACCAGAGACAAAAACUACACAGUGAACACAGAGCGCUCAAGCAGGAUUUGCUUGGAAAACACAGACAAGCUCUGCAGACGUGCAAGUCUCAUAAUGUGGCUGUUCUGAAAAGUAACCAGCGAACUGAAACCGAGGCUCUGGAGCAGCGUGUGAGAGAAGAGCAGAGGAUGAUGGAUGAGAAGAUUGUUGCUGAAAUGGAUCAGAAGGUUCUGGACCAGCAGAACACGCUGGAGAAAGCAGGUGUUUCUGGAUUCUACAUCACCACUAACCCACAGGAGCUGAUGAUGCAGAUGAAUCUGCUGGAGCUGAUUCUGAAGCUGCAGCAGAAAGAGAUGGUUUCAGGAACACUGCCCUGAGAACAGCUGAAGUGCAUCAUGGUGUUCAUAGACAUACACACAUCAAGCUUUCGAUCUAAAAAAUGAUUUAUGCAGAGAUUCACACUGGAUUCUCACUGGUUGUUUAGCAAGAUGUUGGUAUCUUCUGAAUGUUUUUGCGGUGGACUUUUAUUUUGAACCAAUACACCUGUGGACAUUAAGUUAAUGGUAGGCAAAUGAAAUGAUCAUGCACAACCUUUAUUUUGAUGAUAAAUAUUGUUUUGUUUAUUUGUUUGUACAACAGCUUGAACUGUAAAUGUUUAGUUCACUGUUGUGAUUGUCUUCAGAUAUGUAGCUUAUGGAUACUCAUGUUUGGUUAAAUUCUGUAUUAUUUUUAAAAAUAAUUAAAAUAUAUUUUUCCUUA